Messenger RNA from Cuscuta europaea, 1404 nucleotides. NCBI's taxonomy places the organism in Eukaryota, Viridiplantae, Streptophyta, Magnoliopsida, Solanales, Convolvulaceae. The record is from the annotation of a GenBank genome assembly.
GUUCUUUUCUCAGCCCCUCAGCCCCACCCCACCCCCACUUUUGAUUAUAUAUACACACAUCUGGGUUUAAAGGGAGAUGUUUCAAGAGAGCUGGUACGGUGUCGUUCCAUUCAAGAUGUCAACUUGAUAGAUUACUCAUUGAUGUUUCCAUCUAUACAUGUGUGAAAUUAAUUCUUUAUCCACUUAUUAUAGUAUGCACCAACACCCUUCUUUGUCCAUGAUUCCUAAGAAAGCUGGGUUUUUACAUUCUUCUGCGGCCGGAAAAACUCCGGGAGAGUUACCGGAACGCUUUGUUCCUGUCAAGAAACACGGUCAAGGCAGCAACAGGGGACGUGGCUCGAUGGAGGGCUCUUGCCGGAAAAUCGUUCGGAUUGUUGUCGCCGAUGGUGAUGCCACGGAUUCCUCCGGCGAUGAAGGUGCAAGUGUUGGGAGGAAAGUGAAGAGAUAUGUUCGGGAGAUAAACCUCGUACCGCCGGAAAAGUUCACCGGAAAAGAGGCUACUCCGGUUCAGGCUAAGAAGAGGAGAAGUUCGAAUAGGCGGUUUUCUGCGGCAUCUGACGGCAGCAGGAAGAAAUUUAGAGGCGUGCGUCAGCGGCCAUGGGGGCGGUGGGCGGCGGAGAUUCGGGACCCGACCCGGGGAAAACGCCUCUGGCUCGGAACAUUUGACACGCCGGAAGAAGCUGCCGCCGUGUACGACAGGGCGGCGGUGAUGCUGAAAGGAUCUGCCGCCGUCACGAACUUCCCCACAGCCGUUAACGUUUUACCCGGCACUGGCGCCACAACAAACGACGUCGCCGCUCCUCUUACGCCGUCUGUUUUCCGGCAACCCUUGUCUACGCCGUCUCCUGGACCAUCGAGUGCAGACGUCAGCUUAACGGAGAGUGACGCGAGCAAACACGACGAUCCUUUGUCCCCCAGAUCAGUCCUCCGUCUCGACGAUUUCAUGGCGUUCGAUAACGGUCCGCUUGUUGACUUCGAUUCCUUUGAAUUCGGAUUUGACUUUUCUUUCGGUUCGCUAGGUUUCGGAUUAUCCGAGAAACACGUCGCCGAGGAAUUCGGGGAAUUCGACUUUGACGACUUUGCCCUCCCACCUUGCAGUCACUUAAGCGGCACCGUGGACGCGAGGGUUCCACUAUUUUGAAAAAAAGUCGAGGGCAUAUUCGUAACUGCAAAGUCUUUUUCGCGGGAAACACGACUGAUUUGGCGGGAAGUAUGCGGCGUGUAAAGUUGUGAGUAAUUAUGUGGUACAGCGAGUAGGUGGAAAUGAAAUUUUGUGAGAGAUAUUUUUAGAAUCCUUAAUUUAAAUAUUACCGAGUGUAUCUUAUUUUUAGCCACAUAUAUAUAUUCUGUUUUGUGCUAUAUUUAAUUUAAUUAUAUAAAAAUUGCGAAGAAAUACUUCCUCCG